This is a messenger RNA of Candoia aspera, 1031 nucleotides long. RefSeq names its product sulfotransferase 1C2-like. The record is from RefSeq and is a predicted model, not a curated record. Lineage: Eukaryota; Metazoa; Chordata; Lepidosauria; Squamata; Candoiidae. Gene Ontology annotation, molecular function: sulfotransferase activity. Bases 49 to 1008 code for a protein of 319 amino acids. Gene Ontology annotation, cellular component: cytoplasm. Gene Ontology annotation, biological process: sulfation. The transcript is spliced from 7 exons.
GACCAGGAAGUACCAUACAAUAAUAUCUAUUUUGCUGCGUCGUAGAGGAUGGACCUCAAAGCACAGAUGGAAAACUUGGAUGCCAAGUCUAUCAAGUGCCCCAAACUGGUGGAAUUUGAGGGAAUCCCAAUGCUCAGAGAAAUGAUAGAGAAUUGGAACCUAAUAAGUGGCUUUCAAGCUCGGCCUGAUGAUCUUCUCCUCUGCACUUAUCCCAAAGCAGGGACCACUUGGAUACAGGAAAUUGUGGACAUGGUCCAGCAAAGAGGAGAUGCACAGAAAUGUGCCCGGGCACCCAUUUACCAGCGGAGCCCUUACAUAGAAAUUUUCCCUCCAAAGCCCAUCCCUUCAGGCUUGGAAUUGGCAGAGGCAAUGCCUUCCCCACGCACCCUCAAAUCUCAUCUCCCAAUUCAUCUCUUGCCAACGUCCUUCUUGGAACAAAAUUGCAAGAUCAUUUAUGUGGCCAGAAAUGCCAAGGACAGUGCUGUCUCCUACUUCUAUUUCCACUUCAUGAAGAAAAUAAUUCCAGAUCCAGGAAAGUGGGAAGACUUUCUGGAGAAUUUCAUUGGUGGCAAAGUUUGUUAUGGCUCAUGGUUUGACCAUGUUCGUGGCUGGUGGGAGGCUAAAGAUCAUCACCCAAUUUUAUACCUCUUUUAUGAAGAUAUAAAAGAGAACCCAGCUCGGGAAAUCCAGAAAGUAGCUCAGUUCCUAAGUAUGGAGCUUUCAGAAUCAGUCCUGGAUCAGAUUGUGCAAUGUACCACAUUUGAUAGCAUGAAAGACAACCCAAUGGCUAAUUACAGCACCAUGCCUUCAUUUAUCCUGGACCAAACUCUGUCGCCCUUUAUGAGAAAAGGCACCGUUGGUGACUGGAAAGAACAUUUCACUGUGGCUCAAAGUGAACGGCUAGAUGAUCUCUGUGCCCACUUAUUAGCAGGCAGUGGCCUUAUGUUCCACACCGUUAUAAAUCUGUGCCUCUCACCACCUGACAUGUUUGCUUUUACCUGUGUUUAAUAAAAUAGCAAGCGCAAACCAAA